This is a messenger RNA of Diversispora eburnea, 359 nucleotides long. The record is from the annotation of a GenBank genome assembly. Lineage: Eukaryota; Fungi; Glomeromycota; Glomeromycetes; Diversisporales; Diversisporaceae.
AUAUGAAAAAGAUGCAGAAACUCGUUUUUAUUCUAAUAUCUUAUCGCCAGUUGAUACAUUAUUAGAAACGAAAGGAACAAUGUUUUGUGUGAGAUGUCCUGGAUUUUUGGGUUCUCUUGAUUAUGUUUUAUGCACUAGUGAUUACACAGUGUUUAGUGCAAUGGCCUAUAAUGGUCUUCAUUACGACAUAUUAUCAAAUUAUAGUAAUACAUACUUUCUCAAGCGAGAAGAAGCAAGUUCACCAUAUCUGUAUGUUACUCACGUCAUUCAACCUGAUGAUACCAAUCUGAUUUUACGCGAAUGCGUUUACUAUAUAAGUCAACUUGCUAUUAAUGAUAAUGCCGAUAUAUGUUUACCUC